Molecule: messenger RNA, 1638 nt
Organism: Maudiozyma barnettii
Lineage: Eukaryota; Fungi; Ascomycota; Saccharomycetes; Saccharomycetales; Saccharomycetaceae
Gene: HST3
Product: NAD-dependent histone deacetylase HST3
Exons: 1
Coding region: 1-1638 (545 amino acids)
Molecular function (GO): NAD+ binding
Source: RefSeq, a predicted model, not a curated record
AUGAGUAGAAGAGUUAAACUAGAGCAUAAACAGAUCAAAUUAUUAUCCAAUGAUCAAAGGUCAGCCUCCUUCGAUGAGGAAGCUCUAUCUAUGAACAAAAUGCGUAAAAAUAUAACUCAAAAAUUGGAUACAACUUUGGUUAAAAAUGUACCAAGUAAAGCAGCCCGUUCAAAAUCAACAAAUAAUGUGACCAGUGAGUCCCUGCAAACCAAAAAAUUACAACAUAUUUUACAAUUAAAUUCAGACGAUGAAACAAUAUUGAAUAUCAAUAAAGCUUUAAGCAGAUCACGUAAAGUGCUAGUAUUGACGGGGGCUGGUAUAUCAUGUAAUGCGGGGAUCCCUGAUUUCAGAUCUUCUGAUGGUCUUUAUAACUUAGUGAAGAAAGAACAUCCAAAUGUAUCUCUGGGUUCAGGUAAAGAAAUGUUUGAUAUUUCUUUGUUUAGAGAUGAAUUGAAAAUAUCUGUAUGGGCUACAUUUAUGGAAAAAUUAUAUUCUAGUUGUAGAUUGGCUAAACCAACAAAGACACAUAAAUUUAUUGCUCAUUUAAAAGAUAGAGGUAAAUUAUUACGUUGUUAUACACAAAAUAUUGAUGGACUUGAAGAGACUCUAGGUUUAGAACUAUCGAGUGAACAACCUGUACAAGAGGAUUCGUUGAAAAAAGAAAAUUUACAAAAAUCUCUAAUUCGUAGUAAUUCAUGUACUGCAUUCAGUAAUGCAAAAUGGAGAAAUUAUGAUGUGGUUCAAUUACAUGGUGAUUUAAAUAAAUUAUCAUGUACUAGAUGUUUCCAUGUUUUCAAUUGGAACAGAUAUUGGGCUAGAUCCUUUAGAAGAGGAGAGUUGCCAGUUUGUCCUCAUUGUGAAGCUAUUCAAUUAAGAAGAUCUCAACAAGGUAAACGUGUUGUUGAUCAUCACGGUAUGUUGAGACCAAAUAUUGUUUUAUAUGGUGAAAAUCAUCCCUCUGGUGAUAUUAUAUCGCAAGGUUUAAACCUUGAUAUUUUGAGGGGUAAACCAGAUUUCUUUAUUAUUAUGGGGACAAGCUUAAAAGUCGAUGGUGUCAAAAAAGUUGUGAAACAAAUGAGCAAACAAGUCCAUGAACGUGGUGGUUUGGUUAUUCUUGUUAAUAAGUCUAGUGUUGGCGAUUCUACAUGGAAUGGUUGUAUCGAUUAUCAAAUCUGGGAAGAUUGUGAUGAGUGGGUCACAUUUUUGAAUAAUCAAGAACCUGAUUUCUUUAAAUCACAAAAGGAAGUCAAUAAAUUAAGGCAAUUAAAGAGAGAAGCAAGCGAAUUAAGAAAACAAAAAUUAUUAGAAACGAGAAAACAGAUAGAACAACAAAGUUUGAGUACACCUCCAACGACCCCAACCAGGGAAGAGAAAAACUUGAGAAUUUUGCAAGCUGGUCUUUCUGGUUCAUCGUCCUCCGAGGGAGAAGAAAGUGAUUCUAUGAAACGUGCAUCUCUUCAAAGUCUGAAAAGAAAAUUAUUACCUCCAACUAAUAAAAUGGCAAAGAAUAAAAAAGCCAAACUCCAACUUAAGGAGGUUAUUGUUAGCGAUGGUGAAAGUGAUGAUGAUCAGGUGAUGAAACUAAACGCAGAAUUUUAUUUUAAAAAAGAAAAUAAUACACUUACGACAUCAUCAUAA